Anisakis simplex (herring worm) is the source of this 345-nucleotide messenger RNA. NCBI's taxonomy places the organism in Eukaryota, Metazoa, Nematoda, Chromadorea, Rhabditida, Anisakidae. The record is from the annotation of a GenBank genome assembly.
CGUCAACCGAAACCAAGUACCUCGAACACGUCAGGAUUGGUUACGAAUACCACUACAAAUACAGCUAAUAAUUCCGCUGCAAUUCCGAAUAAUCUAACAACGGGUACAGUCUCAACACUAGUCCCUUGGAUGAACGACGCUACUCUAACGGUAUGUGCGGCCAAUUCAAUGCCAGCCGCAAAUCAUUCGUUGAAACGGUCGUUGGAUACGAUCCGAGAUCAUUCGUUAUCGUCGGUUGCUGACAAACGUGUUAAACUCGAACACGACUCUGCUUAUGAAGAUUACAAGAUGUUACCACUGGUGUUGAAUUCAUCUGAUCUUUAUUCGACUAAUCACAAUUCGUAG